GACCUCUAGCGUGAUCUGAUCUGCCGGCCCCACAUCACUUUACGCGGGUCGCGUCUGGCGUGUGAACGCGUCGUGUGUCUGGCGCAGCAUUCAUCUCCAGAACAUAAUGGCUGCAGAACAGAGACUGCGCAGCCGGCAGGCUCAUGCCCCCGGCGCAACCUUCCUCGCCUACACACCGAACGGAAAGAAACUCAUAACAGCCGGAGUCGACAACUAUUGUCGUGUCUUUACAACUGGGUCUGAUGACGAGCCCAUAACCGUAGAUGACUGUCAAGAGAACAAUGCGGCGGUUGUGGCUGGAAAUGGCUUCUUCAUCACAGGCUCAGAGGACGGCACAGUGAGCAAGUACUCACUGGAAGGUAACAAGUUCGAGGAAAUACUCGUCAGGACGACAUUGCCUGUGCGAGAUGUGGCGUUGAGCCCCGACGGGAAUUGGAUCGCUGUCGCGAGCGAUGAGCUCUCAGUAAAUCUCGUCAACACCAAAGACAUGACUAAGGUCCGAACCCUACGCGAUCAGCCACGUGCCGUCAAGCACGUCUCGUUUGACAAGAAGGGCGAGCAUCUGGCCGUUUCUUGCACCGACGGCAACAUAUACGUGUAUGACCUCGAUAGUGACACGCCUGAGAUGAUAAAGAAAGUAGAUGGCAUGAUCAAAAGCUUGGAGACAGAAUCCGAGUCGAGCGCAAAAGUACUGUGGCAUCCGGAUGGCAGGGCAUUGGCUACGCCUACUGCACUUCGCGAUGUGCAGGUUAUGUCCACAAGCGAUUGGGCACGGCAGCGCGUUUUUAAGACUGGGCAUACAGCAGACAUAACGGCGGCAUCUUGGUCCCCCAAUGGUGCUCUUUUAGCCACAACCUCGCACGAUCUCGAUCUCAAGCUGUGGGACACCAAGACACAAAAACUGUUGAAGAACUUCGAGGAUGUCAAGGCGACGAUUCUGGCUAUGGUCUGGCAUCCCACCGAGAACAUACUUUCGUACACCAACAAUGAGGGCGAGCUAUUCAUCCACACGGACUUCGUACCAGAGGAGCAUCUGCCACUACUCAACAAACCAACCGUAUCCGCACCUUUCUUCCAUGACCCCUCAGAAGGCCGCGCGAGGAUUGCACCCGCGCCUCAAGCAAACGGGAAUAUGCGAGAACUGCCUGGGCGACCACGACAGAGAGACGGCACACCAGACUCCUUGGACGACCUUCUCGGUCCUGACUUCAGAGACAGCGAGGCCCGAGAAGAUGGCGACGAGGAUAUGGAAGACUUUGUCGUUGACGAUGAUGGUGCGGGAUACGCGCAAGAAGUCAAUGGCCAUGGGAAACGCACCAAUAGCCACCUCAACGGUGCUGAGCCCUCGACCAAGAAGCGUGCUACUGGUAGUGCACUGUUCCGACCACAGAUCCACGAGCCUUUCCAACCAGGCAGUACGCCAUGGAGAGGCAACAGGCGACUGCUAUGCUGUUCCUUGACUGGUAACGUCGAGACUGUAUCUCAGGAGGGUAGACACCACACUGUGACCGUCAACUUCUACGACCAACACACUUUCCGCAACUUCCAUUUCACAGACAUCUUUCUCUACGACAAAGCCUGCCUGAACGAGAAUGGAACACUAUUUGCCUGUCAACCCAACAGUGCUGGUGACGGGAACCCAGCAAUGAUCUACUACCGCCCGCACGAAACCUGGACAACACGAACAGACUGGCGCACCAACCUGCCCACCGGCGAGUCCGUGACUGCAAUCGCCCUGUCUGACUCGUACGUUUGCGUGACAACAAGCACAAACUACGUCCGUAUCUACUCGCUCUUCGGCCUGCCCAUCCGUGUAUAUCGCCAAAAGUCUUCGCCAGCCGUGACCUGCGCCGCAUGGCGCGACUACAUCCUAACCAUCGGUAACGGCCCCAUCCAAUCCGACCUAUCCACCCAGCUCCUCUACACAAUCGAAAACGUGAAACACGACACCAUCUACCAGGACUCCGACAUCCUCGCACUCCCACCAAACACCACGCUCGACUCCGUGUUCUUCUCCGCAUCAGGCGAUCCGUACAUCUACGACUCCUCAGGCGUGCUGCUCACGCUGCUCAACUGGCGUGUAAAUGGCCAAGCGCGCUGGGUUCCAAUGCUCGACACAAAAUGCCUCUCGCGUCUCGCAACCGGCGGCAAGGAAGAAUCCUACUGGCCGGUUGGCGUCGCGCCCUCGUCCGCCGGCGUGCUCAAGUUCCACUGCAUGAUCAUCAAGGGCCGCGAAAAGUACCCGUCGGCGCCGGUGCCGCACCUGAGCGAGUUCGCGUUCGAGAUUCCGCUGAGCAGCGCCGUGGACCGCAAGAAGGCGCUUUCGGGACUCGACGCUGAGGAGCUGAGUGAUGAUGAGGAGGGUUCCGCGGCUGCGAAGAAGGGAGAAAGUAAGCAGCAGGAGCACGAGCAGGCGUUUAUUCUCUCGUCGACGCUGCAUGCGCAGCUCUCGUCGACUCUGUCGCACACCCGGCCUUCGGCGAGCCAGAAGCAGGACCUUACAAAUAUCGAAGUGGCAAUUGAUCGCGCAUUGCUGCAGCUGCUAGGCCUAGAGUGCCUGGCAGGCGAGGAUCAUGGCAUGAAAGCUCUGGAGAUUGUAAGCUUGAUGCGCGAUGCGAAUGGCAAGAUGCUAGACCUUGCUGGCAAGGUAGCGAGCCGAUAUGGGAGGGAUGUUCUUGGGGAGAAGAUCAGAGAACUUGCAGAGAAAAGAGCUGCUAGCGGAGGGGACAAUGAAGAAUACGAGUAUGCUUGAGAGUCCUUUCCCAGCAUAAUAUGUCUCUGGUUAGCGUCACUUGAGCGAGU
Boeremia exigua is the source of this 2802-nucleotide messenger RNA. Its product is annotated as WD40-repeat-containing domain protein. Bases 107 to 2752 code for a protein of 881 amino acids. The transcript is spliced from 4 exons. Gene Ontology annotation, molecular function: chromatin binding; protein binding. NCBI's taxonomy places the organism in Eukaryota, Fungi, Ascomycota, Dothideomycetes, Pleosporales, Didymellaceae. The record is from RefSeq and is a predicted model, not a curated record. Gene Ontology annotation, cellular component: nuclear replication fork. Gene Ontology annotation, biological process: DNA-templated DNA replication; DNA repair; mitotic cell cycle.